This is a messenger RNA of Topomyia yanbarensis, 1636 nucleotides long. RefSeq names its product protein obstructor-E (gene Gasp). Gene Ontology annotation, cellular component: extracellular region. The transcript is spliced from 5 exons. Gene Ontology annotation, molecular function: chitin binding. Bases 197 to 994 code for a protein of 265 amino acids. The record is from RefSeq and is a predicted model, not a curated record. Lineage: Eukaryota; Metazoa; Arthropoda; Insecta; Diptera; Culicidae.
AAUUACCUUUUAAUACAGUUUUCUUAGAGGUUUCGUGGCGUGCACAAAUCGGUAAGGUAUCCUUACAAGUGCGUGGUUUGAUUUAGUGAAGUGUCUGUUCGGCGUGACACGGAGUGCGAUUUUCAAGUGUUGGGACAUUGGGAGUUCAGAAAAUCGGACAUUGUGUUUCGAAGGCGGAACAAAAAAAUAGUGUGACAUGAUGAAGUAUAGCAUAGUUUUUGUGAUUGCUUUGUUUGGAGCCGUGAUGGCCCAGGAUAGCUUCAAAUGUCCAGAUGACUUUGGUUUCUACCCACAUCACACAUCCUGCGACAAAUACUGGAAGUGCGACAACAACGUGGCUGAACUGAAAACCUGCGGAAAUGGUCUGGCCUUCGAUGCGACGGAUUCCAAAUAUCUGUCAGAGAACUGUGAUUACCUGCACAACGUGGAUUGCGGUGACCGCACACAGCUUGAACCUCCAAUAACCACACCACACUGCGAUCGUCUUUACGGUAUCUUUGCCGAUCCGGCCAAGUGCGACGUGUUCUGGAAUUGUUGGAACGGUGAAGCCUCCCGCUAUCAGUGUUCCCCUGGUUUAGCUUACGACCGUGAAGCCCGCGUCUGUAUGUGGGCCGAUCAGGUACCGGAGUGCAAAAACGAAGAGGUGGCCAACGGAUUUGUUUGCCCGGCUGCUGGUGAAAUCUCCAACGCUGGUUCGUUCUCGAGACACGCUCACCCAGAGGACUGCCGUAAAUACUACAUCUGCCUGGAAGGAGUCGCUCGUGAGUACGGAUGUCCCAUCGGAACCGUGUUUAAAAUCGGCGAUGCUGAUGGUACCGGCAACUGUGAAGAUCCAGAAGAUGUACCCGGAUGUGAAGAUUACUACGGUGAUUUGGACUUGAAAAGCAUCCGAAAGAGCGAACUCCUCGCCGGUCUAGUCCAAUCUGGUGGUGGUACCCACGGACCAAACAAACCAAUUGUUAAAUCCAACCGCCCACCCGCAAAGGAGAACUAAACAAAAAUAGUAACACAGAAAGCAAUCCAGAAAAACAAACAAAAAAAUUCUACACAGAAACGUACUUCUAGAAGACCUAGAGACCUAGACGCUAGGGACAGUAGCGGAGCUAGUAUCUAAGAAGCUGUGUUUAAAUUCUGGAAGAUCCUCCGAUGAACAUCCUGCCUUUUGCCGGAGGAUAAUAGACUGUUAUUAAAGUAAUGAUUUUAGAUAAGUGAUAGUCAGAGAGGAAUACUCAAAUCUGCUGAAAUUUCUAUGAAAACUUAAGUAUCAAAGAAGCCAUUUUUAAACAGUUUAUGAAUUUUAACCCUAGAAAAUUUGAGCCUUGCUAGAUCAGUGAACACAGUUUUUAUUUAUUUAUUUUCGUUCCUCUUAGUUAAGAUGACGUGAAAGCACCAACCUGUCUUCUGUAAUUUUCGAUAGCCUACAUAUACUUUGUACCACUUUCCCACAGACUUAUCGUACGAGUAAACCGACUGAGGAAUAUUCCCUCACGAAAUCAAGUUUUCAUCUUUUCUAUGAAAAAGAGAUUUCAUUUGUAUGUAAAAAUUGAAAAAAUUCAAAGCCCUAUGCCGAAGGAAACCUAAGAGAGAGAAAAACAAUAAAGAAAAAUAAAGGAAAAAUCGAAAAAAUCACGUACAA